AUGCGGAAGUGCAGUGGCUUGCAAGUGCUGUUCUGUCUCCUGGGGCUCGGUCUCUUGCACCUAUGGCAGAGCGGCUUUCAACUGAGUCCCGCGGCUUGGCAAGGGCAUCCAGGCAGUGGACCGCAGGAGGUCACAGCUGUUGUGGCUGCCGACGCCGCGGUGGAGGAGUCGCCAGAAACUGGAAUCCUGACGGCCCUGACGGCCAACCAGUGGGGUUCGGCUCCGUCAGAGGAUGCCGAAGAUGGCGAGUCACUGAACAGCACGGCAGCCGCAGCGCCGGAGCAAGCGGGUCACGCCAGAAAUGAGGCUGUUUCGACCUGGUUCCUGCGAGAGGAAGCUUCGGACCCUCCCGGCUUCUCUGACUUCCGAGAACGGCUGCUCUCCGUCCAAAAGCGCGGGCACAGCAAUCCCGAGUCCGUGAAAUGGGUGGUCUUCACAGCAUCCAUAGGACUGGGGAACUGGAUGGCAGGGCUCUCCUCGGCACUUCUGGUCGCAGCGCUGACUGGCAGGGCUUUCGCAUGGAUCCCAGCUUCGAUGCGGGAUGUCUGUACGUGGAUGGACUCUCCCCUGUGUGAGUGGGCUAGGCAUCCGGUGCAGGUGAUCGCGGAGGCAGAAAAGGCUCUGGAAGCGAUCGCAGCAAAUCCGAAGGCGAAGCCGAGGAGCAAGUCCGUCGAAGUGCUUUCAAUCGAUUGGAAGGGCUGCAAGUACGAGAAGCUCCGCUGCAUGCCAAUCACACAGAAGCCGAUUUUGCUUUUGCUGUCUGGAGUCUGGGUUGGCAAUGUGCUACUGGAGAACCUGGAUUUCCUUCCUAUUUUGCAGCAAGCCUUCCAGCGGCAGCUUGCAGCCCAUGGUGCACCGCGUGGUGGACAGGAGAGAGCGGUGGGCCCAGCAACCGUGCGACUGAGGCGCUGGAUCUUCCCGCCAGCGGCCGCCGUGCGCAAGGAGACGGAAGGCUACGUACGGAGAUACUUGCGGCAGUCCGGCAGCGUCUCCAUCUGCGUUCAAGGCCGUUGGGGCAACAGCCGAGAAUUCCGAGCUGCGAAAAAAUGCCGAAGCCUCAGUGACGAAGCCACGAGCCUCAAGCAAGAGCUCUGA
Molecule: messenger RNA, 1095 nt
Organism: Symbiodinium necroappetens
Lineage: Eukaryota; Dinophyceae; Suessiales; Symbiodiniaceae
Source: the annotation of a GenBank genome assembly